This is a messenger RNA of Macrosiphum euphorbiae (potato aphid), 507 nucleotides long. Lineage: Eukaryota; Metazoa; Arthropoda; Insecta; Hemiptera; Aphididae. The record is from the annotation of a GenBank genome assembly.
AUGUUGAUGUGGGAUCAUUUGGAAAGGAUUUCAACUCCACUAUUUUCAAAAAUUCAUCGUUUCGGACUUUAUUGGACAAUGAAUCACUACGUAUUCCCGAACCAUCUCAAUAACCGAAUACGAAUGAAACUGUUCUAUAUGUAUUUAUUGGUGAUGAAGCCUUGUUCAAUCAAAAAACGUACAACGACCCUGAGCAGAAAGAAAUUUAUCGGAAAAAAAAAUGUUUUAUCUACUGUUUGUCUCGUGCACGAAGUAGAAUGUGAUCUCCGAAUUUUAUCAGAUAAAUGGAGGAUUUUUCAUAGACCUUUAAACGUUACCAAGGAUUUGGCAGUUGAUAUUAAGAAAGCUUGUUGUGUUUUGCAUAAUUAUGUACUAGAAAAAAAUGGAUAUGUUUUUCAAGACACUCUAACUAUUGAUGGGUUCAAUGAAAUUGAAAGACCAAGUAAUAUCAACCGUGGCACUAGAUUCGUAAGUGAUAUAAGAAAUACAUUUGCAGAUAUACCAUAG